Molecule: messenger RNA, 1313 nt
Organism: Daktulosphaira vitifoliae (grape phylloxera)
Lineage: Eukaryota; Metazoa; Arthropoda; Insecta; Hemiptera; Phylloxeridae
Gene: Polr3F
Product: probable DNA-directed RNA polymerase III subunit RPC6
Exons: 1
Coding region: 241-1206 (321 amino acids)
Biological process (GO): transcription by RNA polymerase III
Cellular component (GO): RNA polymerase III complex
Source: RefSeq, a predicted model, not a curated record
CCUGUGCUGGGUUUUUUAAAUUAAAAUAAUAAAAUAAGUGUGGUUAUGUUAUUAGGUAAUGCAUGUUUUGUGCUAUGUGAUAAUACUCUAUACGUCAGUUACAUGGACGUAUAAAUGUCCACAAGUAUUUUUUGUAAUUUGCAUUGAAUAUUUUUUAGCACACUUGUCAAAUUUUAAUCAAAUAAAAUUGUUAAUCAAAAUUCUAGUACGUAUUGAGUAAAUAGCUUAAAAAUUAUAAAAAUGUCUGCUAUCAAACGAAGUUAUAGCAAUGAUCAUCUUAAAGAUAAUGAGCCUUUAGCUAAAAAGUCUCGUGAUGUGGAACCACUCACUGCCGAACAACGAAUCCUUGAAUUAAUUAAAGCAUCUGGUAAUAAAGGAGUAUCUGAUGACGACCUCAUCAAAGCUUGUCCAGUAUUGACUAUUGAAGAACGUGUAGAUAAUGUUAACAAGCUUAUAACAUCUAACUCAAUCACUCUCCAUAAGGUAAAAGAUACACUUAGAUAUAAAUAUAAAGGGUCAUCAUGUGCAACACCCGGUGAUGCUAAUGCAGAAGAGUUAGUGGUAUUUAAUUUGAUACGUGACUCUGGACGAAAAGGAAUAUGGAUACGUGAUGUGCGUAUUAAAUCAAAUCUAGGUCUACCACGUUUAAAAAAAAUUUUGAAGUCUUUAGAAGCAAAGAAAUCUAUCAAAGCCGUCAAAUCUGUAGCUGCUAGCCGUAAAAUUGUGUAUAUGUUGUAUGAUCUUGAACCAGAUAGUUCAAUUACUGGUGGAGCUUGGUAUUCAAAUCAGGAAUUUGAAUCAGAAUUUAUUGAAAUAUUAACAAAACAUAGUUACAAGUUUUUAGAAGCUAAAAAAGCCAAAGUUUUAAAAAACACUAGUGUAAAAAGUCCUUUAAUUAAGUAUAAUACAACAUAUGCUACUGCUGAUCGUGUUUUGGAAUUCAUUUCAAAAACUGGAAUUAGUAAAGUAAGAUUGUCAAUUGAAGAUAUCACAUCAAUUCUUGAUUUGUUGGUUUAUGAUGGUUUGGUUUCAAAGAGGUUGAAUAGUGAAGGCAUUGUAGAAUACCGAUCAACUAAGUCUCUUGUUAAAAGAAAUGCAGUAAGUUUUAUACCUUGUGGUAGUUGCCCAGUUAUUAAACGAUGUUCUGAUGCUAAUCAAUUGAAUUCCUUAAAUUGUAAGCAUAUGAAAAAUUGGACAACAAUUUAAAUUAUUUAUUUUAUAAUUGUUUUAAUUUGUAUAUAUAUUUUUUAAUUAAAAUUUUACAACUGAAAAAUAUCAAAUAUACUCAUUUUUAUUUAUUAUUAUGAACAUAA